Molecule: messenger RNA, 13016 nt
Organism: Paramuricea clavata
Lineage: Eukaryota; Metazoa; Cnidaria; Anthozoa; Malacalcyonacea; Plexauridae
Source: the annotation of a GenBank genome assembly
UACAAGAAAGACGAAAGCCCAACAAAUAACGUGCUCUCCAAACGUUCCAGAUCAUGUGGAGACAACGAAAGGUACAUGUGAUAUUCCGCAUAAUAUUCAUGAAAGAUCGAUCAGACAAAGUAAUAUGCAGCUCCACCUUCCUAAGGUGAAGACUGAAAGUGCGAAAAAAUCUUUCUACUAUAAUGAUUGCAUAAUAUAUAAUUAUAUAUAUAUAUAUAUAUAUAUAUAUAUAUAUAUAUAUAUAUAUAUAUAUAUAUAUAUAUAUAUAUAUAUAUAUAUAUAUAUAUAUAUAUAUAUUUAUAUAUAUAUAUAUAUAUAUGUAUCAGUUUAAAUGUUUUUAUGAAAAUUAGCAGGGCCCCUAUUGAUACCAUGAAGCAUGUAGUUCGUGCUGACAGGGUUAUUCUGCUUCAAGAAAUAAAAUUUCUAUCCAUAUCUUAUCUAUUAAAUAAUUAAAUAAUUAACUGUUAUCUUGCGAACUCCAGUCGUAUAUAAUUUGACUUCAACUCGAACUCUCAAAUUCCCUACAUGGCCCCUUGGCCAUGGGAAACGUCCUCGCUUGAGUCAGUUUUUUCUAUAACCUCGUUAUUACGUCAUACUGUGUAAUAUUCUCUACAGAACAAUAACACUCUUUUAAUACUGUACCUAGGCAUAAGACCAAUAGACUCGCCAAUAGUUUUAUUAUAGCCGGUAGUAGGCCUAAAAACUUUAACGCCAGUAUCUCUUAACCUAAGUGUACUUUUUAGUAGUAUAUAAUUAUAUGGUUCCUUUGUAGGGUUUGUAAAUAGUUUAGCAUGCGUAUACGUAUAGAUUCAGAUUUGUAAACAUUAAACCAAUGUAAUUCAAUCUUUAACUGCAAAAUUGGUAAUAAAGCUAUUCCUAAUUUCAAUAUGUAUAACUUAACAGACAACAACAUUGAAAUGCUAUAAAUGUCAUAUAUAUUAAAUAGUAAUUCAUUAUUAUACUCUGUGAAUCUAAUUUCGUGUGCAGGACGUGUCGAAGACUAUUCGGAUGGUUUCGCCCUAAACCUAAACCUAAACCUAAACCUGUUGAUUAUUACGAAGACUGUUGUCAAGGAUGGACAGAUAAAGGCGCACUGGGAUGCCUAAAAAGUACGUGUUUCUAAUCUUGUUUUUGUGCCCGUGCGAGCAAAUUCAAAGGAGGGUCUCUCAGGAGAGGGUUCCCUGUUCCCAUGUUUAUUUAAAAGUUUUUCGUCGUUUCCUUGUUCUCAAAAAAUGAUUUCACCCUUUUCCCUUCUUCCCUAAAACACUUGGGAGACCCUCUUAGAUGGCUGAACAUGCAAGUGACAAUUAUCGUCUUGGCUUUUAUCUCAAUUAAUUCCAGGAAAAUAUAAUGCACUAAUUCCUUAUAAGGUUUGCGGCAAUGACAGUUUCAUGCCUCGGUUUUUACGAAUUAGGGUCAGCGGUUAGGGUCAGAUUUCUGGUCAAGAUGAUGGGCCAUGUUUAGCAUUAUAAACAUAUAGAUAUCGAGUGAUGAAUCUAUGACCGUUCCCGUUCCCAGUGCAUGUGAAGAAAACUGCGGAAGUUCGGAGUGCAGGUAGAUUUUAUUCUGCUUAUAACUUGGUAUUGUAAACUAAAUAGUUGAAAUUACAAUAUUAUAUCACCGUGGGCGUGGUGAUUAACAACUUGUACACCGAUUAUCAUGAAUUUGUUGGGUUUGGGAGAAUCACUAUCUCUCAAUCUGUUUUACCGAAACCGUGGUAUUGAUCGAAACCAAAUUACCUGCAAAAUGCCACAACAUAAGUCAUUCGCGGCAAAACUUAAUUGGCUGUGUCAAAAAUAGGUUAUUAUCAGGAAGACUUUUAAAAUUAAAUUUUGACAACAAACACGAAAAAUGCAGUAUUCUAGAAAUGUACUAAUAAAAAGUUAGCAUUUUUGACCGUGGAACUUCGACUUUCGACCCUCGACCUCGGCUUUUAACUGAACCUGACAUGUAUAUAGUACAGCAAAAUAUUUCCUCCAUUAAAUUGUUUUUCUUUUUCGCAUUCACUCGAUUAUAUUUAUCUAUAAAUCCAACAUCACCAAAUUUUUGCCGUCAUUACUAAUAACCACGGACCUCCUGCUUAAUCGUAUAUGUUUCCAUGUGACCAUAAUUAUGCUAGGAGAAACUUUCGUUCUUGAGCAAGCGAGUCCCGCCACAAUACUGAAGGCAUCAUGCAUGCGUGCAAGCGUUUACUCAGUGGCGAAAAUCUUGGUGGGGCGGGGGUGGGAGGGUGCUCGGUCGCCCACCAAACCUUCGUGGAAAAUGACGAAUUUUCGGAAAUUUUGACCUUUAAAAGGGCUAAAACAGCCUUUGGGGGGGGGGGGGGGGGUUGUUGUCGGAAAUUCGAAAGUUUUGUCGGAAAUUUAGAAGGCUUCGCCCUUGACUGCACACUAAAGUGUUCUUUAUGAAACUGAAGUGCCUUUUGGCUUUAUCGAUAAUAAAACUUUGAGUUUGAAAUAAAAUGAUUUCAAAUUCUCGCAUGCAAAUAACCUUGCUUUCUUUCCUAUUUAAAAAAAUUAAUAUAAUAAAAAGGGUAUAGUAUACAGUGAAAUUAUAUGCUGCCCUGUUUCGUUUAUACGCAACGUUUAUAGUAUUAUACGUUCGGCUUUUAAAGCAAUUAUAAAGCAAACAAUUACAUUAAUAUUUAAAACAAACUUACCUCCGUUAACAACGGCGCCUUUGCCCCCUUCUUUUAGCCGAUGCUUUCGCCGGUUAGAACGACCCGACGCUGCGUAAAGAGUUAAAAGAGAAAGAUUUAUUUAAUUAAUAUAACAAUACACUAAGCUUUUUUUAUUUUUAUCCUUCAAGGAACUUGCAUUGCGUUGCCACAGAAAGUACCGCAAAUGUUAGGGAAACGCCGGGUGUGUCCAAUUAAACGUUUUUUUAACCUGGUCGAACAAAAUACUUUUUAUAAGCUAACCACGCCCGUUAGUAAACCGUUAAUAUAUCCCAGCGAGACAACGAACCUCUUCGAAGCUGUACCUUUUCCAUUGUUGAAUCAACCAUCUCACAAUGUGAUCAUACGCAGCGUUCUUUCCCCUAUCCUCGAUGAGCAAGGAUGGGUGACUCGAUACCUUGGUAUGAGCCUACGAAACGAGCAACUCUUGGCAAAAACAAAAAAACCUGAAAAUCUUAAACCAUUUACAAAGUAUUCAGACUACGGGCAGUUGUUAAAAAGUUACCGCAAGGAGCAAUCGAAACCUAUAGUUUCCAUUAAAAUCCCUGGAUUGGUAAGCAUCAUGCAGUUUUUAGUAAUCUAAUAUCACUAGUCUUUUUGUGUGUUAUAUGCAAAUCAGUCUUAAUGAUUGCAGAGUUUUAUAAAGUUUUGUUGACACUCUUUUACAUCAGCCACUUCCCACCGGGCACACGACGUUGUUUCAACGUUCAAAUUUGGUAGAAAAAAGGUUGCGACGUCGACAACCUAAUAUCUACGUUGCUCUGACGUUGUUUUACAAACAUUGGUUCAACAGCAGCCAACAGACGUUGAAUCAACGUUCAUUCAUGGUUGAAUGUACGACGUCGAUUUGUGAAGUAAUCUCAACGUUGUUUCAACGUUGAAUUAUGGUUGACGAGAUUGGCAACCUAAUUUCAACGUUGUUUCAACGUCGAAACAGUAGCGUCGAUAAAUUUGCAUUUUCAAUCUUUUUUUCAACGUCUAUGCAACGUCUGGAAGGUCAUUUCCGACGUUGAUUCAACGUUGAAUAAACGUCAUUUUGCCCGCUGGGUUGUCGUGCCAGCGACAACUAACGACCAAAUGGAAACUAGGCUUAAGACGAAGAUUGACGAGUCGAGUUUAUUUUAGAUAAUUUAACAUUCAAUUUUAAUUCCCUCUUGGGAAUUGUUUAUGUUUCGUUUUCCAUGCAAUUCCCAACGGUGGAAGAAUGUGAUUUCGACCGGCAAUUUCUAUUUGACGAGUAUGUGGCCAUUUCUCAUCGUUACGAUUUAAAAAGAGUAUCAUUGAAAAGCUAAUUAACUGCUCUUUCGUCUUUUGUAAAAAUUUAAUUGUUUAGCCACGUUUAUGAUGCCAUAGCAUUUUUUUGAGACACCCUGUAGAUUAAUCCCUAAUUGUACAAGCAACAUCCUAUGAUUACUUGUUUAUUAUUUAAUAGCAUGCAUGCAUGACAAAAUUGGAUUAAUGAUCAAUGUCAACAUAUUCAAUCGCCAAAACCUAGUCCUGCGAGACUUUCAACCAAAAUUUGGUGCUUUCGUUCGUAUUUUCAUUUAUUUCUUUUGCUUUAAGUUCCUCUGGUGUUUAAAUAUAUACCUUUCCGCCAUUUUGUUUGUUUUAGAAAAAUCUUUAAUUGUACUGCAGUGAGUGCAGAGUGACUCAUCGUGCAUUAAAAAUCGCCGUAUUUUCGUGUUCCUGCAAUUUAGUCUCAUUUUAUCUUUUUUCAUAUUUCUUCAUUUCUUGUAAAUAGUUACUUUUAUGUUUCACGCCCUCGUAGAAACAAGCCUCCCAACGGUUGUUGAGGCUAGCGUGCUUAAAUGAAGUUUGUGUAUAUGUAAUGAUACGUCAUUGUUGCCAUAGCAACAGCAGUUACAGUACAUAACUUACGAAUUCAAACUCGGCAAGUAGGAAAAUUUUUAUCUGAUUUUCACUACAAGUAAUUUCCAAAAAUGCGGAUCUAAAUCGUAAUUUAUUUUUUUCAAAUUCUACUCAGCCACCUUAAUUGAGAAACGAACUUGGCAACUCCGAUCCCAAACUCCAAGACUCGCAACUCGCAGAUUCUCAACUCGAAAACUCGCAACUCGAAUACUAGAUAAACUCGUUUACAAAUAGUUAUUAUGGACGUCAAUUCCGCCCUGUUUCAAAAUUAAUUUUCAAAGUUAGUUCCUCAAACAUUUUUAAAAAUAAAUCUGAACAUGUGGUUUGUUUGCUCGUUCGUCCGUUCGUUCGUUCGUUCGUUCGUUCGUUCGUUCGUUCGUUCGUUCGUUCGUUCGUUCGUUUGCGAUAGUUGAUAAAUUAGUAAAAUCAUUCGCAGUAUUUUUUUCUUCGAAUUUAUUCAACAAUUUAUUUUGCAGAAACAAACCUUUAACCUUUUACCCAUGGCAAAAUACAUGAAGUACCCCUCACAAGAAUUGCCGUUUAGAGAUAUCACUGAGAACGAAGCCUGGCAAAGUGACGAUGUGUUUACGCAGCAACGCCUGGCAGGUUUAAAUCCAAUGGCUUUGAGAAAAAUGACGAUAGAAGGUGAGAAAUAUAAAGGCAUAUUUGGAAUAAUGGGAUAAAAUUGAAUGGAAAGAAUCCUUACAAUAUAAUGGAUAGAAUAUAAUAGAAUGAAAAAUUAUUUUUAUCAAUAAAUAUUUCAAACCAAUUUCAGACAAAUGUAUUAUAUAAGUGAGAAAAAUCAGUGUUAUUACUGACGAAGGUUCAAUUACUAUAAGAGAAAAUUACUUAUGUCUAUGUCGAGUAUCAUUAAUUCAUACGUGAUCACGAUUUAUGCAUUUCUGUUGUUAUAAUAAUAGUACUACUGAAUUACUGAACUUUUAUUAUGAAUGGACAUUUGCAUGAUGGCUUUGACACGUUGUUAAUAACAUUUAUAUCACUUGAUGUUUGUCCCAAAAUUGAAAAAAAUAACAAUUGUUAAAUAACUAUGCAUACUAAAGGAUGAUUUGGAAAACGUGUUGAUAUUUCAGAUUUUAAUCAAGAUUACGUGAACAAAAACUACGAUUGGGACGCGGCAAUGCAACGAGCAUUGGGGAAAACGUCUACAUUUUCUGAGGUAAACGAGGAAAAAAUAUAUAACGACAAAUGCACUAACUACAGUGAUAUAUCAUCAACGAUCCACACUCCAAUCAUGCAAAUAGCUGAUCCAUGCUAAACGCUUUUAAUUAAGAUCUAUAGAUCUUCUGUUAAAAAUUUAAAGCAACUCGAUCUCAUUAAAAUAUAGUGCCCGAAGCAAUUCCUUUCGCCAUUCCUUUAUCAAUUACAUUGAACGGUAUUUACCGAGAUACAUCAAAACGUUGUAUCCAGCGAGCGCGAUGGCCGAUCACAAUCACAAAUUCAUACAUCCUUCCUUGGGAAAAAUAUUGACCGCUGUACAUCGGCAAUUCUACGCAAUGCUAUCCUGGGCAUAUCCGAGAAAUUCGGAGGCCCGGGGCAAAUUUUUAUUUCGGGGCCCUUAUUUUUCCCAAAAAUGUUGGCGAGCUGACGGGGGGGGGGGGGGGGGGGUGGGGGGAGGUGGUGUGUUUAAAAAAUAUUUUCCGGACAUUUAAAAAAGAGUCAAAAAAUUAUUCUGGACAAAUUCAUAUUAAAACAUGGGUAAAAUCAUUUUUUUCAGACCAAUAUCUGUAAAAUUUAGGUCUAGAAAUUUUUUCUCGCACCAUUAUUUAUAUCAAAAAAAAUUUCCAAAUAUAAUUAUUUGUUUUCUAAUUUUGCAAAUUUUGGGCCCCUUAAACUGGGGUCCGGGGCAAAUUUCCCCCUCCCCCCCUCUGAAAGGCCAUGAUGCUAUCCAUCUCUGACUUGAACAAUUGCCAUUUUAUAAACAUUAUACUAUUAUAUUAUAGUAACCAAAACUUUUUUGGCAUAAACGUUGACCAACACAUUGAUCAUGAAUUGUAUUGUACAGUUGAGUCGCCAUUGCGGAAGUAAUCUUUAUGCUUCCAUUUCAAGUAACGAUGAACCGUUUUUUCUUUCAUGUGCUCAGAUGAUCGAUUCAGGGAAAGUAUUCAUACUAGAAUACAAAUUGCUUUAUGGUAUUGUUAACGUUGAAGAUUACACCGAACGAAAUGCUACAGACAGGCGAGAAAUGAGAGGAUCCCGAAGUCCGUUCUGUACGUUUGUUGUAGCAAACGUAGGAGGUGUUAAGAAAUUGAAACCAGUCGCGAUUCAGACGGACUUAUCUUCAGGUAAAAAUGCUGUGCUGAGUGGUUAUAUUACUACCUUAAAAAACAAGCAGAAACUCGACGUUUCGAGUGAAGGCCCUUCCUCAAGAGUUAGUAGCAGGGAUCGGGGAAAUAGCACGGGCUUUUAUACAAAGGGUAUGAAAGCAUCACGUGCAUGACAAAAAAUAAACCGAUUAGAUGAUUUAAUCAUAACAAAGUAUAAUAUAAUAAAAUAUAAAAAUAUACAGGAAGCUAAGACAAUUGCUACAAAAAAUAAUCAAAACAAAACAAAACAAAACAAAACAAAACAAAACAAAACAAAACAAAACAAAACACAAGUGGGAAUAAGGUAAGAAAUAAAAACGCUUUUGCAUCAACAUUUUACUCGGUAUAAAACUAAAACUACAUAGUCAUAGUAGAAAGCGUGGAUGUCGGAAAUUUUCAAAUAUUUAGUUCCAAAAAGCUGAAGCCUUAUUUAUCAGUUUAUUGCCGAGCUGUUUUCCAAGACCUGCAAGGAUAUAGUAGUCAGCUCGCUCGAACUAAUAUGCCAACAUCAGGCAGAAAUUGAAGACAAUAGCCGGUGUGUCAGACGCAGUUGAAGCGAAUAGCUGUCUCGAACAAACUAUUAACAUGACACGAGGACCGAGGAAGAAGAAAUCCUAUUCAGAGCGCCGACUGUUGUCUCUUUAGACUCCUGGAAAAAGCCAUCGAGCUAUGGUUCCCCGAAUAAGGCAUAGUUUACGCUUAGAAUUCCAUCAUGUGGAUAUUUCGACAAAAACAUACCGAUUUUUCUCCGUAUUUAUUCAAAUUUAUAUAAAACUGCAAAUAACGAAAUUUGCGUAUUUACAUACCUGUAGCGGACAACCGGAAAUAUGCUACAACCGGAAAUAAUUUUAAUUGGCUGAUAUUCUGGGGGUGGAAAGCCCGUAGAGGCGAAUUGUGUCAGGCUCUCUUCAAUACCGAGAGCCUGAUACUCAGGUUAAGUUUGGAUAUGAGGCGCAUUUCAUGUCGUUUGCGGCUAUCGUUGCUCCCAGAAAUGGGACAGAGGGCUUGAAUUACCAUAUCCGAAACACCGUGAUUGGCGUUAUCAAAACGUCUGGCAACAGGUUGGUUAGCAUCGUUGCCAAUAACUGCACGCCGAUGCUCACCAAACCAUGUCCUUAAACAUCUUCCAGUUUCCCCCAAUGUAAAGCAUGCCACAUCUGCUGCAAGAGAUGCAGUAGAUGAGAUGGGAGGAGGCCGACGUGAAAUGGUGCUUGAUGUGUUAUUCAGAUUUAGGUGCCGAAACAACGAUAGUUUAUGUUCAGGUAAACUUUCGUUUAUUCAUUCUCAGUACAGACACUGUUACAGUAUUUAAAACAUCCUGGUUAAUAUAAAAUUAAUGCAGUUUGGGGUAACUUAAUAAUGGCCUGGUUAACUUCCAUGGUUAAUUUAACCACAGUCCUGGUCAAUUUAAUCACUAUCGUGGCUAAUUUAACCAGGAUUCCUGCAUAGUUAAUUUAACCUGGCUAUAUACAUGGUUCAUUUACCAGGAAUUAUUGGUUAAUAGUCCACCUAACAUAAUCUGGUUAAUUUCACCCAUAUAGACUGGUUAAAUUAACCAGGAAUCCUGGACUAUGAACAUAUUAACCAAGAUUGCGGUUAAAUUGACCACUAGGAAAUUUAAACAGGAACAUUAAGUUACCCCAAACAAUGUUCAUUCAAGAUUAACCUCGACAUUUUUUUACAACGGUAUUUUUAAAGGACUUAAAAACAAGACUUCAAACACUCAUUAGUAAUUCAUAAGCUUAUUGGCAAAUCAUGUUAACUAUAAUAUGUCACGUGCAGUGGCUUUAAACCUGAUAAAACACUCCUAAUUAGUAUUCUUUAUAUAAAGAAUACUAAUAAGGCAGUAUCUAUUGUAGUCGUGUCCUCAUUAGUAUUUUUUAUAUAAAGAAUACUAAUAAGGCAGUAAAUCUAUUGAAUUUGUAGUCGUGUUUUAUUAGGUCUAAAGCCACUCGCGCUGCGCGCUCGUGGCUUUAAACCUAAUAAAACACUCCUGCUCGUUUGUUAAACAGUACGUUAACUCAGUUAAUUGACAUUGAUAAUAAUUCCUAUGAUAAUAUUGGAUACAUGACGAAGUAUCUUGAUCCAGUCCGAUAGGAGUGGAUCAAAAUUGAUUUUGUCCUAGGACUGCAUGAAAAUAAAUUCACCUCACUUAUAAGUAGUGAUUUAUUCGUAUGAGAUAUUAAAUUUCGCCUCGAUGUCAUAUAGUCGGAUUUCGAUGUCAUAUAGUCGGAUUUGAUGUAUACAUAUGGUUUUUCUUAUUUUCCCAUUACGUUUCCGCAGAUGCGCCAGUAGUUUCUCCUAUUGACGGCUCGAAAUGGUUGAUGGCGAAGGAAGAAAUUCAACGAGCGGAUAUAACGUAUGCCGAAGUUAUCGAACACCUGUUGAAAACACAUUUUCUCAUGGAACCAAUCUGUGUCAUCAUGCGACGCACUUUAUCGUUCUUUCAUCCUCUUCAUCAGACAUUCAAAUGGCAUUGUAGAGGUCUGUUUGUCGCAAACAGUCUUGGAGUACAGGCUCUCCUAAAACCUGGGCAAAUUUUACAUAAGUUGUUUGCGAUUGGCCAUGUCGGUGGAGUGGAACUUCUCAAGAAAGCUUACCCCAGUUUGUCGUGGGCGGAUACAGAGUUUGAUAAGAACCUUGAGGUAAUAUAUGCAAACAGGUUUCUCAAACAAAAAGACAACGCUUCCUCGGGAAAAUUAAAAAAAGUUUAGGCUCGGAAAUGUCAUUUCAAACUCCUCUUGGUACCGAAUUGAAGAACUUGGAAGGUUGUGUUCUGCGGACAAAAAAUUGCUUUAUAAUCUGUUUUCGUGGUUCGGAUGACUUCAUGGGAUUUGCAAUCACCACUGAGCAAAUGAAACAUAAUUGAACUACUUGGCGAUAGUAAAGACAUCAGGCUUUUCGAACAAGACCUAUUUCGAAUCAUUAAGCUAUCUUAGCUGUAAUAUAAUACGGGUUCUGAAGCUAUACACAGUUGUUUUCUACCUCCUCUGCGCUUUCCGAAUGCCUCGCAACAUCCCACGUGCAUAAUCACACACACUUUGACACGUACGUACAUGUAUAACGAUAAGAUUAAGACAUUUGGAUUGUGAAUUUGUACUGUUUGACGCGAUAGAAAUUUAUUCCACACAUAACGAACAUUUGAAUAUAUUUAGCCCGUUAAAGUACUGCAAAGGUAUUAACAUGUUGUGUUGAAACAUGGUUUUAUAGAAACGUGGCGUUGAUAGCGUGGACGAGUUACCAUAUUUCCCAUACAGAGAUGAUGGCUUGCUUAUCUGGAAAGAAGUUGGUGAUUUCGCUGGGGAUUAUGUGAGAUUGUAAGAAACAAUUUUUCCUUUCUAAGUGCCAUAAAAUGGGAACCGUACCGGGGUGUGCCUACUUUUGCUGGACUGGGAAAAAUUAUUUUGUUUCUGGGAUUGGACAUGACAGACACAAAAAUGGGAAUAGGAAAACGCAUAUAAGUCCAUGGAAAGCUAUGGAGCAACUUUUGAUUAGGCGCUAAUUCUCUAAAAAUGUCAUGGAAGGCUCAUGAAUUCUGCCCCUUUCCAGCUCGAGGUCAUCUUUCUGCUAUUGCGACUCAGUGAUUUACUUAGUCGGUCUAGUAUGUGACAGAAAAUAACAGGCACUUAAUAUACACUUUAAACAUUUUACUUCGUGAAGCUAUUUCUAAAGAGAACUGUUGAAAACAGAAUAUUUAACAAUUAUUCGCCGAAUUAGGCGAGGUGAUUAUCGGGGAAUAUUCGCCGAGACGAAAUCGAGGAAUAUUCCCCAAUAAUCACCGAGCCUGAGGCGAAUAAUUGUUUUAGCAUUUUUACACAAGCUUUAUGUUUAAUUUCGCUUAUUUCUUUGUCAGUAAACUUCCACAAAACGGUAGCCGCCAUUUUGAAAAUUUAAUUCUGUUUUGUUAUAUUCACCUGUAGGUGAAUAUAACAGCUCAUUUACGUCAAAUUUGACCAAUAAACGUGUAGGAUUUGUUAUGUUCACUUGUGCAAUGUGUUUUAUUGUGGUUCCCUUGAGGACCGUUAUCAUUGGUAAAUUUUUGCUUAAUUUAAAAGAUAAUUCCCAUAUAAUGUUUUCUUUGACUUUUCUAUUAAUACUGUUUAUAGCCAAUCUGAUAUUAUAGAGCUGAAAAUUUGAAUAAGUGCAAUCAUUACAACCACACGCUCAAAAGUAAAAAUGUUUUUCUUAUAUAAUCUUAUAGACAUUUUACUCACAAAUCUCAGGCCUGCAGUACUGUAGAGCGUUCGCCAAUUGAGUUGAAGUCACGCAAUAUAAACUUUAAGACACAUCUAUGUUAUUAGAUACUAUCAAAAAGAUGAGGACGUGAAACAAGAUACUGAGCUGCGAAAUUUUGCCAACCAAUUGUCAGCAGAUGGCACGGGAAAGGAUGGCGGAAUUGGACGGGUAAGAUAGUUCCAAAAUCAACAACCUGUAGCAGUGGCCAAACUUUCGCCUCCCAUAAAAUUGCUCCCAUCUAUACUACGAAAUUAAAUUGCCGCAAUUAGUUUGCAGUGCAAUAUUAUAUAUUGUAGUCAUUACGUGCCUUCUGCGGAUCGUCUAAUUGCUUAAGCCGGUUUUCCACUAGGCGGAAUUUUGCGCGCGGAGCGGAAUUUUUCUUUGUCUUGUGAUUUCUCGGAUGGAAGUAAAGGCCGUUUUCCACUAGGCGGAAUUUUCCGCGCGUAGCGGAAUUUCUCUUUGUCUUGUGAUGUCUCGGGUGGAACUAAUUAGAAAAGACAAAGAGAAAUUCCGCUCCGCGCGCAAAAUUCCGCCCAGUGGAAAACCGGCUUUACAGUUAGAAUAUGUCAAACACGCAACCUAUAUAGACAAGCGAGUUACAGUAUCUGUGGGUUGAGCCCAUGAUAUGUAAUUUUACAACAAGCGGUAUCUUCGUAUACUAAGACGAAAGAAGAAAAAACAACAUGGCUUCAUGGAUGGUGUAAUCCUAUCACCUCGUAAAUUUUUCGAUUGGGAAAGACUGAGUUAUCAAUUAUCGUGUUAUGCACGGCUGUUUUGUUGAUCGAUUAUCGUUAAGCUGGUGCAAAAUACAACAUUAAGAUCCUAUGUUAGAUACUUAAAAUAUUAGUUAUGGUAUGGCUAGCAGAGGUGGCCUUUUCAGAGAUUUCUCUAAAGGUCUAAGGACAUGAUGUGAAGGCAAUAAUUGUUUUACACAUUGUGAAUACAGUUCAUUCCGUACGGUGUCCAAAAUUUGGACAAGUUUGAGAUUUUGGAAAUGGUGUAUUUGGCUUGAGAAUGAAGAUAUCAUUUUAAUUUGUUGGGGAGAAUUUAGUAGGAAAAAAUUUAACCGCACUUUCACAGAAGCGCGUACAUAUUUUCAUUGAAACUGAAACAUUACUUUUUCCUAUUUAGUUUAAAGGCUUUCCAGUCAAAAUCGAAACAAGAUCUCAUCUUAUCGACGUUGUUAAGCGAAUUGUGUUCAUCCCUAUCCAACACCACGCUGUUAACUAUCCUGUCGCGUACUAUGGCGCGUUUGCUCCAAAUUUACCCACCAAACUUUACGAUGAUCCACGGGUUCCACCUCGAGAGUUUAGAUUCGACAGUUUGCCACAAGCUCAUGUUGCUGCGGUAAGAUUGAAACAACAACAACGAGAAUGCAUGCCAACGAGAAUGACAAGGACGACGACGACGACGACAACAACAACAACAACAACAACAAGAAGGACGACGACGACAACAACAAACAACAACACCAACAACACCAACAACACCAACAACAACCAACAACAACAACAACAACAACAACAACAACAACAACAACAACAACAACAACAACAACAACAACAACAACAACAACAACAACAACAACAACAACAACAACAACAAUUUUUUAGCACAUUAAUUAUUAUAGAUUAACGCCGUAUGGACUAACCGUAAAUAUGUCUAAAAUUAUACAGGAACAAGUUUCACUAGCCAUGUCCUUGGGGUCAUUGCGAUAUGACGUCGUCUUCGACUACGGCAAAUACUUAAAUGAUAACCGUGCCAAAGCCGUUGUGAACAAGUAUUACGGUCGACUUACAGGAGGCGUUAAUGACCAAAUUACUGCUAGAAAUCAGAAAAGGUUGGCAAAUGGAAAGUUGAGUUAUCCCUACUUUCUUCCAAAAUGGAUGCCGAAUAGCAUUCACACAUAG